This is a messenger RNA of Lycium barbarum (goji berry), 2224 nucleotides long. RefSeq names its product putative F-box protein At1g49610. NCBI's taxonomy places the organism in Eukaryota, Viridiplantae, Streptophyta, Magnoliopsida, Solanales, Solanaceae. The transcript has 4 exons. The record is from RefSeq and is a predicted model, not a curated record. Gene Ontology annotation, molecular function: protein binding. The coding region runs from base 246 to 1808 and encodes 520 amino acids.
GUGAUUUUGGUGUAGAAAGAUAUACUUUAAGGACCAUUUAUGGAAUUUAGCUAACUUCUUGAAUAGAAUAUAAGCAUAUGACAUAUUAACACAUUUUCUCCUACAAAUUUUCAGUUGCGAAUUUAGUAGUGCUGCAUUUGGCGCGGUUUCAUCUCAAAUUCAAUUCGAGUUCUAGGGUUUCAAAUUGGAUCAUUCAUUGCGAUUAUUCUUUCUUCCUGGACAGGUACAAGACUCUGAUUCUUGCAAUGAACUUUGAAAGUAAAAGUAGCUUGACAAUCAUGGGCGAGCAAGACCAAUCCCCUGAGAGUUCUUGUGAUGACGGAAACUCUGACGGCCAGAUUCUUGAAAACUCACCUCAGAAAACAGAGAAGAUUGAUCGGAUCAGUGAGCUACCUGACUCUCUUAUUGUCCAAAUUCUUUCUCGAAUACCCAUAACGGAUGCCUGCAGAACGACUAUUCUCUCCAAACGUUGGGAAAACCUUUGGACUUCUAUCGACAACGUUAUUUAUGAGAACGAGGUGAAGUACAAUUGUUCAGACAGCUCGACAGUGCACAAAUUCAUUUUCUUCACGGACAAUGUACUACCUCUCCUUAGCCUCUCUAGCAUUAAAAAGUUCAGUCUAGAUUUCGCGUUCGACUAUGAUUAUGGCGUGUCUUAUAGUCACAAAAUUGACAAGUGGCUUGAAUUUGCUCUGAAUAAAAAAGUGGAGGAUCUUUACCUGAAUAUAUCGUAUACUGAUGAACCGAGUAAAGAUGACCAACCCUAUAGCUUGUCACGAGUUCUCUGCGGCAACUCAUCAAUUCUAAAACUCGAUUGCAGGAAUUGCAGUAUAUCAGAAGAUUGUGUACUAAAUUGGACAUCCCUGAAGAGUUUGACGUUGGGAUAUUUGUUUCUCCGGGAUGAACACAUUGAACAAAUAAUGUCAAAUUGUCCUCAGUUGGAAUCUUUGAAGCUAUGUGGCUUUUGUGGUUUAAAUCGUUUGCACAUAUCCUCUCCAAAAUGUAGGCAAUUGCAAUUGAUCGACCACGAUCAUCCUGUCGGAGAUUGGGGUUCAGUUGAAGGUGAUUGUCGCUUCGAAAUUGUUGCUCCAUAUGUUCAAUAUUUAGAGAUUUCUGGGGAUUUCAAUCAUAUGGAAAUUAGGCUCAGGGACUUGUCAUCCUUGGUCCAUACCGAUCUUACUUUCUGCCGCGAUGAAUAUGGAGUACCUGAUCAAACCAUAGUGAGAGAUCUUUUUCUAGGCGUACGUUGUGCUAAUGAGCUAAUGGUCUCUUCCUGGUUUAUCAAGGUGAUUUCAGAUUUGCUGUUUGAAGAGGACGGUGUGUCCUUACCACUGCUGGAGUGCAAAUGCUUGACGAUAAGUUCUCGUAUUACAAAAUUUUGCUUCCCCGGUAUAGACAGCCUCUUAAGGUCGACUCCUUAUCUGGAGAAUUUGAUGAUAUAUCCUGAUAUGCCGUACUGCAAAUGUUUCCUGGAUGAAGCCGUUAUUUUGUCGGGACUAAACUACCUCUCCUUGCAAGAAAAUAUAUUCAAAGUUUUCUUACAGAAUUUGAAGAACGUGAAGGUCAUUUCACUGUUUUGUAGUCGUUACCACAGAGCAGAGCUCCCUCAAUUCUUGAAGUUUUUGCUUGAGCAUGCAAUGAAUCUGGAGAAACUGGUUAUAGCGCCAGGACACAAGGGAUGCAACAUCUGUUAUGCUAAUAUCUCAAAACUGAUAAAGAAUUUGUUAGUUUUCCCUAGAGCUUCUAAUAGUGCAGUUCUUUCCUUAGGAUCAGUUGUUCCCGAGAAAAUAUUGUUCAGUUAUAUUUGAAAAUCUCCUAUGUUGAUAAAGCCACAUGAUUGGGAUCUGAGUGUAAUCCUGAUUUUACUGGUUUGUUUGUUUGUCAGGUCAACUGAUUUAUUAGUCACUUUUUAAUGCAAAAAUAUCAUGUGGAUGAUUAUGCUCUUAGACUAAAAUACAGAAACCUCUGAAUUACAUGACGCACAACUCACAAGAUGGGGUUUGGGGUACCAUUCAAAGCUCAAAAAAAAAAAAAAAAAAAAAAUCUUAAAACCUUAAAAAGUGGAUAUUCCUAAAUUACAUUUCAAAUAUUGGCUCAAUAUUAUAUAGAGGUCCAAAACCUAAUCAUUCGAGUUAAUUAUAACAAUUCCACACUCCAAUUUUGGGUGUGUCAUGUUGUAAUUACAUUCAGAAAGUGAUCUUUCAAAUUUCUUUUUAUACUUCUU